AUGUCACAAACACAGGUCGCGCGGCCAGACUCCAUUCAGGAGGAGGAUCCUCAUAACGAACCCCCGACCAAGAAACAAAAGAGUAGAAGACCUGCAAGUCCGUCUGCACCACUCAUUCUCCCUCACCAGCGUUUAAAAGCAUGGCAACCGAUUCUUACCCCUAAGACUGUCCUCCCUAUUCUCUUCGCCAUCGGUAUCAUCUUCGCUCCCAUAGGUGGUCUGUUGCUAUGGGCCAGUGCUAGUGUUCAAGAAUUGGUGAUCGAUUAUACGGACUGCGCUUCCACUGCAGGAGAGGAAUUUACUCCCAUUCCUUCUAGCAAGGUCUCAUCGUCCUUUAAGUCCUCCAAUAACACCGCUGUGCCACAAUGGCGGUUGACUCGAAACACCACCACCCCUCCAUACAGUGUCACCAUUCGCGACACUCCCGUUUGCACACUCCAGUUCUCGAUCCCGAACGACAUCGGUCCUCCUGUCUAUCUGUACUAUCGCCUGACCAACUUCUAUCAAAAUCAUCGCAGAUAUGUCAAGUCUCUAGACACCGAUCAGCUGAAAGGAAAUGCCUUGAGUAAUUCAAGCAUUGGGGGUAGCUCAUGCGACCCCAUUAAGCGGGAUGCCAAUGGGAAGGCUUACUAUCCUUGUGGAUUGAUUGCAAAUUCCCUUUUCAACGAUACACUCAACAGUCCUGUGGCUGUCAAUUUAGCUGGCGGUGCACCUGGCGAGGCUUAUCGAAUGACCAACAAAAGCAUCGCGUGGGGCAGUGACGCCGAACUCUACAAAAAGACAAAAUAUACCAAUGAUCAAGUCUCGCCUCCUCCAAAUUGGCAUGAGCGCUUUCCGGAUGGGUAUACGGAUGAAAAUCCCAUCCCUGAUCUGUCGACGUAUGAAGAAUUCCAGGUUUGGAUGAGAACCGCAGGUCUCCCCACUUUCAGCAAACUUGCUCUUCGCAACGAUGAAGAUACCAUGACCACCGGUAUCUACCAAAUGGAUAUCUAUGACUUCUUCCCCGUCAAGGUCUAUGAUGGUACCAAGAGUGUUUUGAUCUCUACCCGUACUGUUGUGGGUGGCAAGAAUUCGUUCUUGGGGAUCGCCUAUGUUGUGGUAGGAGGCAUUUGUGUUGUUCUUGGUGUCGUCUUCACUAUUGCACAUCUUAUUAAACCGAGGUUCGUACUCGAUUUUCUAGCAUUCAAGGUCGUGAAGCUCGACCUGGAACUGCUUGAAACCAAAAACAGCUUGCACGAACUCCUUUAUAACGUUGAUGAAGCAGGACAGGGUAUCGGCGCUGGCGUUUAUGGAAGAUUGGAAGAAAAUCGAGGCAAACGGCCGAAUGCCACGACCGUCUUCGUUCACACGACUUUCGCCGGCCUCACCCGCUAUAAAACCAUUCAUAGAUCCUGCGACGUCGACAAACCUUCAGAGGAGCUCAGACUUUCGCACCGCUACCUUCAAAAGAACGAACCACUGAAGAACGAGCUUUGGGACGCCCAAUCCGUUCAGCAACGCUACACGCGCUUUGUAGUCGACCAUAGCAAUCACGCCCAUGACAAACGUCAAACCCCAGCCAUGCCCCCAAUCUACACCAUCGACACGUAUAUCCACAUCGUCUCCGACACUGCAUCAUCCAACCCCCAAUCCCCAGACUACGUAACCGACACACAGAUCCAGAACCAACUCCGCUACCUAACCGCCGCCUACCGCAACUCCAGCAUCGGAUACCGCCUUGCGGGCAUCGACCGCACGACCAACGACACCUGGGCGGCCAACGGCGACGACCUAGGUAUGAAACGCAGCCUCCGCCGCGGCACCUACUCGGCCCUGAACAUCUACUAUCAAUCGCAGCUCCAAACCACAAGCGGGACCACCGGCGUGCCGACCGGCGCCUUGCUACUGGGCUCCUGCUCGCUACCGGCCGCGGGCGUGACACGCUCGACACUCCCCGACGCCUACGUCGUCGACGGCUGCAACAUCCUCAGCGGGACCCUGCCCGGCGGGAACAUCGGCGGGUAUAAUCUGGGCGGCACGACGGCGCACGAGGUCGGCCAUUGGAACGGUUUACUGCACACUUUCAACGGGUACACCUGCAGUUCCGCGGAUUUCGGCGAUUAUGUUGCGGACACGCCGCAGCAGGUGAGCAGUACCAGUGGUUGUCCAUCUAGCAGAGACACAUGUCCCAACAGCGGCGUGUCGGCCGGCAUAUACAACGGUGUUGGCGGCCCUAAUCCCUACGGGCCACAAGGGUACAGCGGGCCCGAUCCGAUCCAUAAUUUCAUGGACUACAGCACCGAUGUGUGCUAUGAGGGCUUCUCACCUGGACAGAGCGCGCGCAUGCUGAAUCUCUGGCGGAUUUAUCGUGAGGGUCUUUGA
Exophiala bonariae is the source of this 2361-nucleotide messenger RNA. RefSeq lists its product as uncharacterized. The record is from RefSeq and is a predicted model, not a curated record. Gene Ontology annotation, cellular component: endoplasmic reticulum; Golgi apparatus; plasma membrane. The transcript has 8 exons. NCBI's taxonomy places the organism in Eukaryota, Fungi, Ascomycota, Eurotiomycetes, Chaetothyriales, Herpotrichiellaceae. Gene Ontology annotation, molecular function: metallopeptidase activity. The coding region runs from base 1 to 2361 and encodes 786 amino acids.